Pungitius pungitius (ninespine stickleback) is the source of this 1503-nucleotide messenger RNA. RefSeq names its product MAP6 domain containing 1 (gene map6d1). Gene Ontology annotation, cellular component: Golgi-associated vesicle; cis-Golgi network; microtubule. The record is from RefSeq and is a predicted model, not a curated record. Bases 440 to 1363 code for a protein of 307 amino acids. Gene Ontology annotation, molecular function: calmodulin binding; microtubule binding. Gene Ontology annotation, biological process: regulation of microtubule cytoskeleton organization; microtubule cytoskeleton organization; cytoskeleton-dependent intracellular transport. The transcript has 3 exons. Lineage: Eukaryota; Metazoa; Chordata; Actinopteri; Perciformes; Gasterosteidae.
GCCAGCGACUGUAAAAGUAUUCAGUAAUAUCAGCGAUGCAAAGUGGAACGGCAAUAAACUGCUACGGUUUACGAUGUUUGUUGCACAUGUACCUGGGGGAGAACAAAUAUUGAGGCUUUCUUUGAAUCGGAUGCGGACACUCGGGAUCCGGCUGAAGAUGCGGAGGAAAAUGUUCUGGGGAUUCCUCUGCAUAGUGGAGGCACUACAGACCACGUGAGAGGGAUGUUCAACGACGGUCCCGGACAGAGCGGCUCAUCUCUGCUCCGCUGCUGACAUGGACUCUUGGACACUGUGUUUUCUCAGCUCCCCACAGACCGACACGGAGGGAGGGCGAUACUGACUGUCUGAAUGUAACCUUUGAACCGUGGCCGUUUUGUCGUGCUGUGCUGUGUUGCGUUUCUUCUUUCCUUCGGCACAAGUUUGAACCCGCUGAGGUGCCAUGGCUUGGCCCUGCAUCAGCAGAGUGUGCUGCUUGGCUCGCUUCUGGAACCAGUUCGACAAAUCGGACCUCUCCGUCCCGCUCACCAUCCAGAACUACUCGGACAUCGCCGAUCAGGAGGUGCGAUCCGUCACCAAACAGGUCUCUGCCUCGGAGCGCGCCCCCGGGAACCACUACUCGACCCCGGAACAGCGUGCCAACGCCGGCGCCCCAUACACGCCCCAAGACGCCGCGGGGACCCGGGGAUCUUUCAGGGCACGAAAGGAGCCCAGUUACAAGACCCGGGAGGACUACCGACCGCCCGCAGUGCCUUUCCCCAGUGAUACCCAGUACAACGAGGAUUUUAAGCCCUGGCCCAUUCCCAGGAAGGAGAAUUUCCCGUGGAUCAGUAACGGGGGCAGCCGGGCGGACGGUGUUCCGGACAGCCACGCACAGCCGGGGGACAGAGAAGAGCGGGGCAGGGGUCAGAGGUGGGGACAUCAGCAAGUGAUGGAGGAGAGCAAAACCAGCUCGUACAGGCAGGAGUACAGGCCAUGGACGGGGGUCAGACCGACCACAAGCGCGAGGAAACAUCCUUCAGCUCAAUUCUCCAGCCCGGGGACAGAGGCCACCAAAGUCCCACGGGAGACCAGUUAUCAGGCUGCCUACAGUGGGGACGGCCCCAAGUCCAUAGGGCUGCAUCACGGGGUGAACGAUCUCACAUCAGCUGCCUCCAGCAUACAACCUGCUGCUGUGCCCCAGACCACCGCCACCGCCGUGCAAGCCGGCAGGUCACCCGCCCCCCCCAGCCUCCAGCAGAGCGUCCCGAUCGAGAGGGCCGAGUUAAGUUCACUAAUCAUGGGAGAGGAACAUCUGGUGCGGACCAAAUACCCUCCAAACUCUUCUGCAGUCUUUCAGAGCGGGCCGAGGGUCUUCAACAUCUGACAGCUGCUCUGAUUUCCAACCACUGAAUGAACAGGGGAAUGUUUUCCAUCCCGCCACACUAUAAUCUAUGCAAGGGAAUGUACGUUGUUGUGGAGCUGCAGUCGGUAUCCCAAGUAGAGACGGAUCGAUCGUUAGACGGC